UACCCACGUGUGUCGGAGUUAAAUGCUCAGAGCCGGCACCAGCGCUUGAGCAGAGAGAAGCAGCACUAUGGCCGGCAAGAAAGUCUGCAUUGUCGGCUCCGGUAACUGGGGUUCAGCUAUUGCCAAGAUCGUGGGUGGCAAUGCAGCCCAGCAGGCACGCUUCGACCCACGGGUGACCAUGUGGGUGUUUGAGGAAGACAUAGGGGGCAGAAAACUGACCGAGAUCAUCAAUACACAGCAUGAGAACGUUAAAUACCUACCAGGACACAAGCUGCCCCCCAAUGUGGUGGCUGUACCAGAUGUGGUCCAGGCUGCAGCUGAUGCUGACAUCCUGAUCUUUGUGGUGCCCCAUCAGUUCAUCGGCAAGAUCUGUGACCAGCUCAAGGGCCACCUAAAGGCCAACACCAUUGGCAUCUCUCUAAUUAAGGGGGUAGACGAGGGCCCCAAUGGGCUGAAGCUCAUCUCUGAAGUGAUUGGGGAGCGCCUUGGUAUCCCCAUGAGUGUGCUGAUGGGGGCCAACAUUGCCAGCGAGGUGGCUGAUGAGAAGUUCUGUGAGACCACCAUUGGCUGCAAGGACCCAGCCCAAGGACAGCUUUUGAAAGAGCUGAUGCAGACACCCAAUUUUCGUAUCACAGUGGUGCAAGAGGUGGACACAGUGGAGAUCUGUGGGGCCUUAAAGAAUAUAGUGGCUGUAGGAGCUGGUUUCUGCGAUGGGCUGGGUUUUGGUGACAACACCAAGGCAGCGGUGAUCAGGUUGGGCCUCAUGGAGAUGAUCGCCUUCUCUAAGCUCUUCUGCAGUGGUCCUGUGUCCUCUGCCACCUUUCUGGAGAGCUGUGGUGUUGCAGACCUCAUUACUACCUGCUAUGGAGGGCGGAACCGCAAGGUGGCAGAGGCCUUUGUUCGGACUGGAAAGUCCAUUGAGCAACUGGAGAAAGAGAUGCUGAAUGGGCAGAAGCUGCAGGGGCCCCAGACAGCCCGGGAGCUGCACAGUAUCCUCCAGCACAAGGGCCUGGUAGACAAGUUCCCUCUGUUCACGGCUGUGUACAAGGUGUGCUAUGAGGGCCAGCCAGUGGGUGAAUUCAUUCGCUGCCUGCAGAAUCAUCCAGAACACAUGUGAGUGGAGCCAGGAUCCAGGGAGGCAGCGCCUCUGUCCAGCAGAGAUGAGCAGGAAGUUUGUGACCUGGUCACCAGGACUAUCUCCAGGACUCCCUCAUGAGCAGUCUUUUUGUUGAAGGAUACUGCCGGGCACGUGGCUGGGAGACUCCGCUGCACACCUGGGGCAAUUAACUGUGGGGAAGCCUGUAGCUUCUUUAGAAAUGGAGCUUCCCUGUCUCUUACCAGAUGUGAACCUCUCUUACUGUCCUCUGUGAAGCCUAGAAUUAAGCCUCAUUGCUGCCUGCUGAUCUAGGGGUGGGUGGGUCGGAGGAAGGGAGGGUACCAGAGCCAGGUUGGCUCAUGGCUGCCUUACAGAAACCACGUAUCUGUCCUCAAGCCCAACUAAGUGGCUACAGAAGUACCUUAACUACAGGAAGGGUAAAGCACAAGCUGCCAGGAAAAGCUUUGGUCAUUUUCAGCAGAAAAUGGCCUCAGAGACCCCUUGGUUGACCUGUGCCAGGCCCCACACAGCAUCAAUGAUCUGAGUGUUUGUUAACAAAAUACAAAGAUCUCAAACAACUCUCUUCUGGCUUCUCCUAGCAACAAUUACGUCCUCAGAAACCUCUGGUCACCCUCUUUCCUCCUCCCUGCCAGGCUGCCCUGGAACAAGUGUUGCUUCGUACUGGCAUCUCUGGCCUUAGGGCUUACCAUUCUCCCUAGGGACUUCCUGCCUUCUAGACCUUUGCCAGCUCCUCCCCACCCUUUGUGACCUUUCCAAGCUUUUCCUCCCCCAGCAUCCUCUAUGGGGACAGGAACUGCUGACAGAGCUCUACCUUUUCAUAGCAGGCUCAGAUCACUGGGUUCCCUUUUGACCUUUGCAUUUGCCCUGCCUCCCUAGUUGGGGGAGGUGCGGCUGGGCCCCUCCUGCUGUUUAAUCUCUCCCGAGGAUAUCCCCUAACUCUAUCCCCUCCUCCUCCCAGCCCUAGCACAUCUUUCUCAGCUGCUCCUGAACAGCUAAAAGAGCAAACCAGCAUCUGACAUCAGCAUGGCUGGGGCUAGAGAGUGGCCCAAAGGCUGAGCAGGAUCCCAUGUUGGUAGGUCCUGGUAUUCCAAGGCUAGCUCUCCUUCAUGGAACAGGCACCUCCACAUGAGAGGCUGACCAUAUCAGCCCUUCAGGAGCUGGAAACUCAAAGAGGAAGAAAAUAGAAGCUUCCCUGUCUCUAGGAUGAGGGAAGAAGAGGAGGGAGAGGAGUGUGCUUUGCAUGGGCUCUGCUCCAGGAUUGGGUGGUGGCAGGGGAAUGUCACAGGUCAGCAGCCUGGGCUCCUAGCUAUAAAUAGUCCCUGAGGGCUGAGAGGCUCCUGCAUCCAGCAGGAGUCUCCUUUUCCUAUGUGGCAGCAUCUGGCACACCAUGGCUCUGGACAGCAUUAUGUUAACCCUCCCUCAACUCCUCUAACAAGCCAGAGUGUCAGGCUUCUCGUAGCUGCUAGCCCUUGAGAGUUCACUGCCUGAUAAGGCAAAGAGGGAGGGGCACUGUCACAUCAGUGGCUUCUGUUUGGACAGCUCUCCAGGACGAUGGGAUGGAUGGUGUAUGCAGAGACAAGCUUCUAAUACCUUUGUCCACUUCUGCUCCAUCCACAGCUAACUAUGAAUCUGAGGCCUUGUGUAGGGCCAGUUAUCACCCAAUAAAGUGCUUCUUUGCAGAUA
Messenger RNA from Dipodomys spectabilis (banner-tailed kangaroo rat), 2800 nucleotides. It is a transcript of the gene Gpd1, whose product is annotated as glycerol-3-phosphate dehydrogenase 1. The transcript is spliced from 8 exons. Lineage: Eukaryota; Metazoa; Chordata; Mammalia; Rodentia; Heteromyidae. The record is from RefSeq and is a predicted model, not a curated record. Gene Ontology annotation, molecular function: NAD binding; glycerol-3-phosphate dehydrogenase [NAD(P)+] activity; protein homodimerization activity. Gene Ontology annotation, biological process: carbohydrate metabolic process; glycerol-3-phosphate catabolic process. The coding region runs from base 68 to 1117 and encodes 349 amino acids. Gene Ontology annotation, cellular component: glycerol-3-phosphate dehydrogenase (FAD) complex; cytosol.